Papaver somniferum (opium poppy) is the source of this 1232-nucleotide messenger RNA. RefSeq lists its product as uncharacterized. NCBI's taxonomy places the organism in Eukaryota, Viridiplantae, Streptophyta, Magnoliopsida, Ranunculales, Papaveraceae. Bases 211 to 969 code for a protein of 252 amino acids. The transcript has 2 exons. The record is from RefSeq and is a predicted model, not a curated record.
UAUCAAUUGGGCAUUUGAGCUUCAGUCAUGAAAUUUCUUUUUCCCAAAUUCCUUCGUUUCCCUUGCUUAGGGUUUUCAGAUACAUAAAUUUGAUUAUCAAUCGAACUGAGCUUGAAUUCUAUGAAGAAAAAAUGUCUUCUUCAGCAAAGCUAAGAAGAGGAGGAGGAAAACGAAGAAGUAAAAAAGUACAGAGUUUUACCUCAUUCUCAAAUGAAAAGCAGUGGUUUCCCACAUCUUUGGAAUGUUUGUUUAGCGUUUGAUCCAUUGAGAUCCCCGUAUUACAAAGUUGUAUUUUUCUGGUGGAAGAACAGUGAUCCAGAUUGUAUUAACUAUAAAACUGAAAUCUACGAUUCUGAAACCUCUUCUUUGACGUUGUCUGAAUUUGAUUCGUGUAAUCCCCGAGAUGAAUGUAUACUAUGGGGACUGGCUCAGGGUGCUGGUAUGUUCUGGAAGGGUUCAUUCUACUGGUGCAACCUAAAAGGGUUGAUUGCUUACUUUGAUGUUGAUCGAGAAUUAGUUGGGGUAGUGCCACUGCUAAGUUCUGCUUCAGCAAAUGGUGAUGUUGUAAAGUCUUUCAACAUUGCCGAGUAUGGGGGUCAUUUCUAUCUUAUUGAGAGAGAUUGGGAUGUUGAUCCUUUCGGCUGCAAUCGUUUCUGCAUAUUCGAGAUGGAUUCUGCUGACUAUAGUUGGAUAGCGAAAGGUCAGGUUGAUGUGAGGUUAAAUCCAUAUGCCGGGUCUCCUUGUAGUUCUACGUUUCUGCCUCGCUAUCAUUAUAUCUUAUUCAUUAUCGAGAAGGAAGACGAGAAGGAGUCAACAGAGGUUGUGCUACUAACAAAAGAGAGUAGUGUUCUCUCUUAUGAUCUAAAGGAUAUGAGCUUCAAGAAAAUUUAUGAUCUAUCAGCACAACAAGAAUUUGAUAGUUUUUAUGCUGAAUUUCAUCAAUAUAUCGAGUCCUUGGCUUGUGUUUAGUUGUUUCCGUGGCUGGUUUUUCAUUUUUUUUCUUAGCUUGGACCUGAGUAAAUGUUACAUGUUCAACUUUAGUUUUGAUCAGAUUCAAUGUUGGGGUUCUGAAUUCUCUAGUCCUAGUUGUAUUUUAUUGAUGAAUUCCCUGUUGAAUGCAAUCGUGAAAAUUUCCAAAGAAUUACUUGUUCUGAAUUCUCUACCACAGAAUUUGAAACAUGGGUCUCAUACUUUUAUAUCAGAAAUCAUGAUUUUGCUGGCUCAGGACAGUU